AUGGAUUAUCCUACUUUCAAUGUUACAUCAAUUACUACUAUUUCCAGCGAUAUUCAGAGACUACAUACGUGUUUAAGAAGUUUGGAUCUACCAAAGACCGACCUAAACCAUGUCAUAUCGAUCCUAAAUUCUCUUAUAGACAAAAUGCUUCCGUUUUCAAGCCUGACCUAUAUGUUUGAAAUUGAACCUAACGAACGACUUAAGUUGCAGAGAAAAAUAGGUCUAUAUCUGCUGUUAGCAACACAAUUCGAUUGGUUACUCCAAGACGAGGUAAGCUAUUUAUCCAAUUUGCAAAAUCUACUUCAAUCUAGAAUGUAUCAAUUAAAAAUAUUUGAAAUUUACAUAAAAAAGGAUGUCGUAGAUGAAGAGAACUAUAAAGCGCUACAAGAAGAGUUUCAUACUCUGAAGAAGGAUAAUAACGCCGAAAAUUCCAGCACAACUUAUAAACUAUGCAAUAAAAUAAUGCUCGAUGAAGUCUCAGUACUUCUUCAGUGUUGUAUUAUAGAAUUCCUAAAUACAGGUGCUAUUAGUGACAAGACAAACUUCAGGAUAUACAUUGAAUGGCUCGAGUCCACUAUAAAUUGUUCAUUAGCCUUACAGCAGCAAUCAAAGUUGAUUCUACUCUUAAAUUUUGGUGUUGCGAUAUUACAUAUUGUACUUGAAGAGGAUGAUGAUGAUGAUGAGGAUGAUUAUGAUAUAGAGAAUGGUAGUGUUGAUCUGAUAAAUCAUACAGAAAGGUUUAGACUAUGUUGCAAUUCACUUUUAAAAUGUUUGAAAAGUUUAGAGGAGAUUGGAGGACGCAACAAAGGGCACUCUUUUGAGAGGUUGCCUUUAUUUUAUGAGGUCAUCCUAACAGGUUAUGUACUUACUAGCAUGAUACUGAUUAGCGUCGAUAGAGACAAUAUCAAUCCUUUUGGUUACGAGCAAAUGAAGAUAUUGAACGACCAACCGAUAAUGUUACAAUUAAAAGGGAUAUAUCAAAAUUUUAUCGAUUUGAAUUUGCAAGAUUUGUACCAUUCGAUUCAAAAGAUUUCAAAGGUUACUGAUAUUCUUUCUGGAAUAGUAAAUAGGAUAUAUCACAUAUGCCAGAGUCUGAAAUUAUGGACGAAAAUUGCACCUAUUUACUCUUCUAUUUCGAUCAAUGAUAUAAGGUCAAAACUGCAAGUAAAUCCGUCCUUGAAGGUUUCCAGAGAUGACGUUUUAAAGUUGUUGAUGGUGUCCAUCAUGAAGGACAAAGCUGCUGUAUAUUUCAAGAUUGAUUUCACCAAGGAUAUUGUGCUUUUUGGUGACGAGUAUAAGGCUCCAUUAUCGUUAUAUCCAAAGGAAGUGUUCAAUCUAGAACCUAAUCUUUCACCUACUUCAGAAAAGGGGGAGAAGAGUCUCAAUGAUACUGAAUGUCUCACUAACUUAGAAUAUGCUGCGGAUAUUAAUUUGUUCACGACCCGGUAUAGAUUGAGAAAUUUGGAAAGUAACGAAUUCUUUGACCAACUGAAAUGCAUUAGGGAGAAUGCUCACUCGGAUGACUCGUCCGAAUUCCCCACAUUGAAGAAACAAACCAAGAUAGCAGAAAUUAUUAGCUUAACGCAGCUCAAUUUGGUGGUAAUGAAGGGGAAAAAUGGACGCACCUAA
Messenger RNA from Kazachstania africana CBS 2517, 1629 nucleotides. It is a transcript of the gene RRI2, whose product is annotated as Rri2p. The transcript has a single exon. Lineage: Eukaryota; Fungi; Ascomycota; Saccharomycetes; Saccharomycetales; Saccharomycetaceae. The record is from RefSeq and is a predicted model, not a curated record. Bases 1 to 1629 code for a protein of 542 amino acids.